Messenger RNA from Auxenochlorella protothecoides, 699 nucleotides. Its product is annotated as Protein pleiotropic regulatory locus 1. The transcript is spliced from 6 exons. The record is from RefSeq and is a predicted model, not a curated record. Lineage: Eukaryota; Viridiplantae; Chlorophyta; Trebouxiophyceae; Chlorellales; Chlorellaceae. The coding region runs from base 1 to 699 and encodes 232 amino acids. Gene Ontology annotation, molecular function: protein binding. Gene Ontology annotation, cellular component: Prp19 complex; catalytic step 2 spliceosome; precatalytic spliceosome. Gene Ontology annotation, biological process: mRNA splicing, via spliceosome.
AUGUUCUCCUGUGCUCUUGACAAGCAAGUCAAAUGCUGGGACCUGGAGCAGAACAAGGUAUGGGGGCUCGCAGGGCUGGGUGACAUUUGCCGGGUGUGGGACAUUCGGAGCAAGGUCCAGAUCCACUGCCUGUCGGGCCACGAAGACACUGUUUCUGCCAUCCUCGGCCAGCCCACGGACCCCCAGGUCAUCACCGCUUCCCACGAUAAGACCAUCCGGUUGUGGGAUCUGCGAACCGGCAAGACGCUAUCGACCCUGACCUACCAUAAAAAGGCCGUGCGUGGUCUGACUGCCCACCCAACCGAGCACACAUUUGCAUCGGGUGGGGCCGACAACAUCAAGAAGUUCAAGCUGCCACGGGGAGAGUUCCUGCACAACACCCUCCAACAGCAGCGGGCAAUCAUCAAUUGCCUGGCGGUGAACGAGGACGGGGUGCUUGUGUCUGGUGCAGACAACGGCUCAAUUUGGUUCUGGGACUGGAAGUCUGGCAACGCCUUUCAGCAGCAGGAGACAGUGGCCCAACCGGGAUCCUUGGAGAGUGAACAAGGCAUUUAUGCCAUGGCAUUUGACAAGACUGGUUCUCGCCUGGUGACAUGCGAGGCUGACAAGACCGUGAAGAUGUGGAAGGAGGAUUUCACGGCCACUCCAGAGUCGCAUCCCGUAAACUUUAAGCCUCCCAAGGACAUCCGACGAUUCUAG